GUAAUUUUGGUUUUGAUAGUUGUAAUUUUGGUUUUGAUAGUUGUAAUUUUGGUUUUGAUAGUUGUAAUUCUGGGUUUAUUAAAGUAUAAUUACUUAAUUAGGGUGAUUAUGAUGUGAUUAGUCGACUAAUUGGGCGGAAAACGUAUUAAUUGACAACGAAUUAGUAAUUGACCUCCAUUGUUAGAAAAAUAGCUAAUAAUUGACAAUUUUUAACAAAACCUAUGUAGUAAUUAGUUAGUAAUUGACAACUUAUCAGUGAAGAGUACGGAGUAGUUAGUAGUAAUUGAUAAAGUUCUAAACAACCUAUGUCGUACUUGACAAAUUUUCCAAUACAUAGCAAUGGAAAUGAAUUGUACAUUUCUACUCUAUUGAUUUUGUGCGUUGGGUCCGAACAUAAGGUCAUGUCUUCUCUUUCAAAGACUUGGUUGUUUCGACUUGACUCCGGUGGGGCUGUGUUGAGUAUGGUUAUACAGUUGUUUUGCUUGACCUGAUCCUAAACUUGGACCUAACUCUGUAUUACUUGAAAGGUUGCGUACGCCCUCCGUCCCUUGCCUCGUGGCUCGUAGACAAUGUGUGCUUUAUUAAGGGUUGAACCGAAAAUUUACAAGGAAUUUGGGGGUAUCUAUGUCUUUUUGACUUUUUGAGUGUAUACAAGUGGGAUAAAUGGUGGGGACAUGUUACUAUAUAAGGAAAUUAGAAACCGGACAUUUUUUAAAGGAUGGACCAAAAUAAAAUAUGGGGAAAACAAAUAGGGACAGAGGGUAUCGAAUUAUCAAUUAUCCUCCACAAAAGUUGAGGAAAAUCAACGUUGCUGUCAAGUUGGGCCUGAGAUGAGAUGGGUGGAAGAAAAUGAGCCCUUGCAGAGAAGUUGAUGCAGCAAGUAGACAAGUUGCAAUAUGUCAAGUCAACUCAAGUAAACGAAGAAAAAUGUGGCUUAAGCAAGUUUGUCAUAUGUUAUUUACUUGUGGGUCUACCAACUAACCUUGAAAAUCACUUGUACUGUUGUGCAUACAUAGGACAAGACAAUUUCUUUGCUUUCUCACUCUUUCCUCACUCUUUCCUCGAAUUGUAAGACGUUCUUCCAGCCCAAACACAGUACAAGUAUAUGCCUUUAUUUAUGACAGAGUUAAGGAAUUUUAACACUCACCUCAUUAUUUCCUUUGCAUUCCUCAAAAUAAGCAAUACUAAUUCAUAACAAAAGAGAGAGAGAUGGAUGUGUCUGCAGGCCUUUCACUAGUACAAACUGUCCUCGAAUUGUUGGGUUCUCCCAUUUGGACACAGAUUCAAUCUUUGUUGGGUGUGGAGUACUCACAGCUUGACAAACUCAAGGCCACCAUGUCCACUAUUGAGGCUGUGCUCCUUGAUGCUGAAGAUCAAGAGCAGUUGCAUCAAUAUCGUCGUAGCCAUGUUGAACUGGAUAGGCUUCAGAGGCUUAAGGAAGCUCUUUAUAUAGCUGAUGACUUGUUCGACAAGAUUGCCACUCUUGCUCAACGCAAAACCCUCAUAAUGCGCUUUAAUAACAAGCUGUUUAAUGAGGUAUGCCUUUUCUUCUCUUCCUCUAAUAAGCUUCGUUCUGCUUUCACUUGGUCUCGUGAGAUGGAGAACAUUAGGGAGAUGUUGAAUGAUAUUGUGAAAGAUCAUCGCUAUGACUUUGGCUCCAGACACCCCAUUAGUCUGGCUGCGAAACAGCUGAGAAUCAAAGCAAGGGAAACUCAUUCCUUUGUUUGCGAGGAAGAUAUGAUCAUUGGGAGGGAUAAUGACAAGCGGAAAGUGAUAGAUAUGGUACUAAACACUUCUUCUGAGGAGAAGGAUAUUUCUGUUGUCAGCAUAGUGGGGAUUGGGGGGCUGGGAAAAACAACUCUAGCCCGACUUGUUUAUAAUGAUGAGAAGAUAGGUAGUAAAUUCUCUCUGAAAAUGUGGGUUUGUGUCUCUGAUAGUUUCAAUGUCAAAGAUCUUGUUGCUGAAAUCCUUGCAGCCGUAAACCCUAGAAGAAAGCACGAUGGCCUGAGUAUGAGUAUGGACCAGCUUCAGAUGAAACUUCGGGACGAACUGGAUGGGAAGAUAUACCUCCUUGUUUUGGAUGAUGUAUGGACUGAAGAUCCCAUUAAAUGGCAUGAGUUGAGAAAACUAUUGAUUGGAGGUAGAAACGGUAGCAGAAUUCUGGUGACUACUCGCUCAAGUGGGGUGGCGAAAGUUGUUGGAAGCUAUCAUAUUCAUAAAUUGGAAGGACUCUCUAAUAAAGAGUCUUGGGAUUUGUUUGAGAGGAUGACACUUGAACCAGGACAACAUCAAAUGCAAGAGCACUUGGUUAAAAUUGGAAAAGAUAUUGUGAGAAAGUGUGCAAAUGUUCCACUUGCUAUAAGGGUGGUUGGAAGUCUUCUUCGAGGUCAGGGUGAAAGUAGGUGGCAAUAUUUGAAAAACACUGACUUGGCAAAUAUACCACAAGAUGAGAUCAAUGGUAUUUUACCUGUUUUGAAGAUUAGUUAUUAUUAUCUUCCGUUCCAUUUGAAGAGUUGCUUUAAGUAUUGUUCUGUAUUCCCCAAGGAUUACAAGAUUAUCAAGGAGGAUUUGAUCAGUCUCUGGAUGGCACAAGGCUUCAUCAUCUCAUCAAAUGAAGAGAGUUUCGAAAAUGCAGGUGAGGAAUAUUUCAAACAAUUACUCCAAAGGUGUUUCUUCCAAGAUGUAGAACGGGCCGAGGGUACUGAUGAAAUUCUAUCAUGCAAGAUGCAUGACUUGAUUCAUGACCUUGCUAGUGAAGUAGCAGGAACAGAAAUCGUGUCGUCCAAGUAUAAUAUAAGGGGGUUUAGCGAGAAAACUCGCCAUAUAUUUAUUGAUAGAGAUGCCGUUGAAGAUAUUUAUCGUCAUUUCACCAAUAUGAAAAGGAUGCGUUCAAUUUUUAGAAUAGAUGCGCUUUCUUCUAAUUCAACAAAUUUGUUAUCAAAAGUGGAAUAUUUAAGGGUCUUAAGCUUGAAUAACUCUGGUUUGGAAAUGUUGCCGAGUGAGAUAGGUAACUUGUUGCAUCUAAGAUAUCUUGACCUAUCAGAUAAUUACCGUCUCUCUAAGUUGCCUACCUCCAUUACCAAGCUUUACAACUUGCAAAUAUUGAAGUUACGUGAGUGUCGUGGUCUAAAAACUUUGCCAAGCGAUUUGAGGAAAUUAGUUAAUCUAAGGCACCUAGAUAUACAAGGCUGUAAGAGUUUGUCGCAUAUGCCUCGGGGGAUGAAUAGCAUGACAUCUCUGCAUAAACUGACAGGGUUUGUAGUGAGCAGAACAAGAAAUAGCUGGAAUCGGGGGUCAAACGGUGUUGGUGAGCUGGGAGAUUUGAAAAAUUUCAGCAAUCAUAGCCACUAUAUGGUAAUUUAUGUCAAAAAAGACGCAGUUGAUGCUAGGGAAAGGGGGUUUCUAUUAAAAAGUCAACAUUUGCGGGAAAUUCGGUAUGUUUGGAAUCAUGAGAGUGAGGGGACUGAUGCAGAUGCAUUGCUGCAAGGAAAAAAUGCAGAUGUAGUGCUGCAAGGGCUGCAACCCCAUCCUAAUCUCCGAAUGCUGGAGUUGAGGGAUUAUCCAGGAAUUGGAUUCCCAAGCUGGGGGAGGUCAUCAAUGAAUCUCCAUACUUGUCUCCCAAAUCUUGUUAGCAUAACACUAUAUGGAUGUACAAGGUUGGAGCAUCUUCCAUUGAUGAGUCAACUGCGUCAUUUGAAAUUCCUUACAUUACGAUAUUUGAAUGAAGUGGUGUGUAUGGAGAAUAGUACUAUCAGCGCAGAAGGGGUUGCAUCAACAUCAGGAGGGUCAAAUCAUGGAGGAGCAGAUGUUGACUUGGUUUUCUUUCCAUCCCUUGAAAAGCUUGAGCUUUGGAGUAUGCCAAAGUUGGAAGGAUGGUGGAAAUCAGAAUCAGAUAUGGGUGAGACACGAGAAGUAGCAGGGUUUCAAUCACAUUCGUAUUCGUUCCAUCACCUUUCUCAUCUGUUAAUUACAUUUUGUGAUAAUUUGAGAAAUUUUCCUCUGUGUCCGAAACUGGAAGAAUCAAACUCCCAACUACAGGAAAUCAGAAAUCUGAAUCAUUCUUUUACCAAAGACGAAGUUGAGGCCCUCCAAUCCUUGCAAUUUGACCUUGAAACUAUAGAAAUUGCAACACAUAACUUUUCUGAUGAUAAUAAGAUCGGAGAAGGCGGAUUCGGCCCGGUUUAUAAGGGUAUACUUCCUGAUGGGCAAGAGAUAGCAGUUAAGAGGCUUUAUAGGAACUCGCGCCAAGGAGAUGCAGAGUUCAAAAAUGAAAUUUUGAUAUUAGCCAAGGUCCGGCACAAGAAUUUGGUGAAACUUCUGGGAUUUUGCUUGCAUGGAGAAGAAAGGAUUCUUAUCCUUGAGUUUGUUGCCAACAGAAGCCUUGACAACUUUAUAUUUGAUCCAUUGAGUCGUCAGUCUAUGCAAUGGGAAACUCGUUAUAAGAUUAUCAAUGGCAUAGCUAGAGGGAUUCUAUACCUCCAUGAAGGUUCCAGACUAAUGAUCAUACAUCGCAACCUAAAAGCAGGAAGUGUUCUACUUGAUGAAGAUUUUUGUCCCAAGAUUGCAGAUUUUGGUAUGGCAUGGCUAUUUAACAUAGAUCAAACUCAAACAGAGACUAGCACAAUCGCUGGAACCUUUGGAUAUAUGGCACCUGAGUACGCUGAGCAAAGUCAAGUAUCAGUAAAGUUAGACGUAUACAGCUUUGGUGUACUAGUCCUAGAGAUAGUAAGCGGGCAGAGGAUUACUUCAUUUUAUUACAGGGGAAAAAAAGAAAACCUCACGGCCUUUGCUUGGAGAAACUGGAAUGAAGGCACAGCUCGGAAUCUGGUAGAUCCUGUGUUACUAGCCGGCUCUAGUACCGAGAUACUGCGAUACAUCCAUAUCGGUUUGUUGUGUGUCCAAGAAAGCCCUGCAGACAGGCCAACUAUGUCUGAGGUUCAUGUUAUGUUGAGUACGAAUUCGGUCACCUUUGAAGCACCUUUGCAGCCUGCAUUUUAUACAGAUAGCCAAAGUCUACCCGAUAUGCUUCCGGAGUGGAGCACAACUAAUAGUCAAGUAUCAUAUGAUGAAUCAGAGCCGGAGUGGAGGUGAUAAAUCCAAGGAAAAUUUACGUCUUCCAUGGAAAUCCACAUUUUUCAAAACUAAUUUUCUUGGAAAAAGUGAUUUUUUUUUCCUUGGAUUUAUCAUUUGCCGAACAGGAGUAAUUCAGUAAAUGGUGUUUAUGUAACAGAGUUGCACCCUAGAUCAUGUAAUUUCCUAGAUUUCAAUUGGUGUAUACUGUAUAGGGGUUUGAUUGAUAUAAUUUCUUGGUCAUUUUGUGUAGCAAAGUGAUAAAUGUCAUAACUUGCGACAAAUUAUUUGUGUUGUAAA
Messenger RNA from Spinacia oleracea (spinach), 5370 nucleotides. RefSeq names its product putative disease resistance protein RGA1. Gene Ontology annotation, biological process: protein phosphorylation. Gene Ontology annotation, molecular function: ATP binding; protein kinase activity; ADP binding. Lineage: Eukaryota; Viridiplantae; Streptophyta; Magnoliopsida; Caryophyllales; Amaranthaceae. The record is from RefSeq and is a predicted model, not a curated record. The coding region runs from base 1210 to 5091 and encodes 1293 amino acids. The transcript is spliced from 6 exons.